This is a messenger RNA of Lactuca virosa, 1347 nucleotides long. The record is from the annotation of a GenBank genome assembly. NCBI's taxonomy places the organism in Eukaryota, Viridiplantae, Streptophyta, Magnoliopsida, Asterales, Asteraceae.
AUGUUGGAGGACCGAUCUUCUUUCUUUUCCAAGAACUACAGCCACGAAACCAACCCAUGGGCUGCUUAUGGGAUCGAAGGACUCGAAUUCCCGCAAGAAAAACAGCCAUCGGAAAACAACCAUGGUCUAGAACUCACACUAGCAUAUGGUGGUUUUCCGGCGGAUUCACCUCCACAAGAUGCUGCUAAUUCUAAGAAUGUCAGCCAUGAUCAAUCCAUGAAAAACGAUGGUCUAGACCUUCGAUUAGGAAGCUUACUUGAUCACGUAAUCCCACCUCCACAACCGGUUAACCAACAUGAACCCGGUUUAGACACACGCCAUCUGAUCAACGCCAUAGGCCGAGACAACUCCAUCAACUGUCUAAUUCGCUGCCCACGUGCCACUUACAGUUCCAUUGCUUUACUGAACCGAAGCUUUCGUGAACUCAUCAAAAGUGGAGAAAUCUAUAAACUAAGACAUGAUAACAAAGUUAUAGAGUAUUGGGUUUAUUUUUCUUGCCAUUUAGCCAAAUGGGAAGCUUUUGAUCCAUCUAACAAAAUAUGGAUUCAACUCCCCAUAAUGGACGCCGAUCAAUGCUUCCAGUUUUCUGAUAAGGAAUCCAUGGCUGUCGGCACGGAGCUACUAGUUAUAGGAAGAGAUUUAAUGGGUCAAGCGAGUUAUAAGUACAGUUUGUUAACAAAUUCAUGGUCAUUAGGGAAGACGAUGAACAUUCCCAGAUGUUUAUUCGGCUCCGCCAGUCUCGGCCAGGUGGCAAUCUUUGCAGGCGGCGUUAAUCAGAACGGAAUGAUCAUGGACACGGUGGAGCUUUAUGAUAGUAGGUCAGGGAAUUGGGAGAUGCUUCCGAGCAUGAUCAAACCAAGAAAAAUGUGUUCUGGUGUUUAUAUGGAUGGGAAGUUUUAUGUAAUCGGAGGGAUAGGGAAUGAGAUGAAGUCGUUGACAUGUGGUGAAGAGUAUGAUUUGGAUACUAAAAUGUGGACCAUAAUACCCAACAUGUGGCCGGUAGAUGGUCGUGGCGGCAGGAUGGCACCACCACUGCUGGCGGUGGUGGGUAAUGAGUUGUAUGCUGGUGAUGCAGCUUCAAUGGAGGUGAAAAAGUAUGACCAAAAGAUGAAGGAAUGGGCGGUUAUAGGGAGGUUGCCGGAAAGAGCACAGUCGGUGGAUGGGUGGGGGAUGGCGUUUAGAGGCUGUGGGGAGAGGGUGGUUGUUAUUGGUGGUCCUCGGAGAGAUAAUGCAAAUGUGGUGGAGAUAUAUUCAUGGAUGCGUAGCAAAGGGCCGGUGGAGUGGAGCAUGAUUGGUCGGAAAAGGUCUGAUAGUUUUGUUUACAAUUGUGCUGUGAUGGAUUGCUGA